Molecule: messenger RNA, 1959 nt
Organism: Sycon ciliatum
Lineage: Eukaryota; Metazoa; Porifera; Calcarea; Leucosolenida; Sycettidae
Product: actin maturation protease-like
Exons: 6
Coding region: 249-1307 (352 amino acids)
Source: RefSeq, a predicted model, not a curated record
GUUUUUCGAAAACUGAUCGAGAUAUUAUGGCCCAGUGCAUGCAGUGGCAGCAGUGUGCUAGUGCUGUGUGGGAUGUGUUUUUGUUUUACAUGACUGAUUGUAUUUCAAUAGACGCAGCAAAUACUCUAGUCUACAGGGAUUGCAUAGUCCUAUCAGUAUCAGUUACUAGUCACCUGUGACUGUGUUCGUGUAACACUGCUGGGCAAGGCAUUUCUAUUUUAGCCAGUUCUAUUGCAAACGCAGCUAGCAUGGGUGAACCCAGCAAGAAUUACCUUUCUGAAGCUGCACCUCCACCACCACCUCCUCCUGCACUCACAUCAUCUCUGCCACAGCCAGAGGGAGAGCAGUCUACGUCUGACCGAACCAAACUAAUAUUAGCUGCUCAACCUCUUGCAAUGAGCCAGGAUGAAUUGAUUUCUGAAGUGUUGGCAUCAGUGAAGAGGUCACUAGAAAGCAGGGAGAUUAAUACUACUCAGAGUGAAGCACUGACAUGGGUGAGUGUCUUCCACCCUGUGCAGUCCUUGCUUCAAGAUGGACCGAUGUGUGGUCUGGUCGCGUUGAGCAUGGCAGCAUCGAAGCUUGCACCGGCAUGGCUGAGUGAUGCAUCCUUAGAUAAUACAGAUGCACGCACCUUCGCGUUGCUAGCCUUUGCACGUGCCAGGCGAUUCAGUGAGCAUGGCGAGAUGCUGAGUGCGGAGUGGCUAGCCAGCUUGGCGAGAGAAUACUGCGGUCUCCAGGCGCAGUGCUGCCCGGCAGAUGUCCUCAGUGAUCCAGCCGGCCUUGUCAAGCAGCUGUGCGCUGGAAAGUUGCUGUUGGUGCCAUAUGACUGUUACCAUAACCACACACCAUUCCUGGCCACCGGUCACAAGGCACACUGGGCAUUGGUGACAGGUGUAUUGCAAGCUCAUUCUGUGGACUGUGCAAUGUGCAUGCGGCCAGCACAGCGCAGCAGCUGCUACAGCAAGGACAGCACUACUUCAGAUGCCGCAGCCAGACAUUGCGUAUUUGCUGAUGAAGACGCUUCAUCACCUGUGUGCAGUGCUGCUACCCUGGAAACCUUGCCCGCUUGCACGUGCACUGCUGGUGCCGCGAUCUCGCCCAAUCAAACGUACGUUCUUGCCCGUCAAGGGAAGUCUCGGUAUGUGGGUAUCUGGAAUUUGAUGGAGCUGUCGGCAAGCAAUGCUCAAUUGACGGACUUUGGUUCUCAUCCUUCUAAAGCUGGGCUCAACGGUACGCCCUUUAUAGAGCCAGAAGGUAGUAUCAGAGCCGGGCUGUGUAAUAAAGUUGUCUGGCUGUCCUCAAGCUAAAAAGGUACUGUGACUACGAGGAUAUUAGAUUGUUCAUAUAAUUUUAUAAGAAGAGAAAGCACCUACAAUUAACAUGUAUAAGGCCACGGACAUCGAGUAUCGAGUAGCAUGCAUAUUGUUUACACGGACAUCGAGUAGCAUGCAUAUUGUUUACACGGACAUCGAGUAGCAUGCAUAUUGUUUACACGGACAUCGAGUAGCAUGCAUAUUGUUUCACCCAUCACGAUAAGAUACAGAACCGAGCGUAGAUUCUACCUGACAAUAGCUGGCGUCAUUGAACCACUGCCGUAUACAGACAGCAUAAUAAUCAUCAUGACCUAACACAGGCGUAGUAGCUAAGUUUUCAGACAUAUUACUACAAUCACCACAAUGCAUGCUUUCCUCUGUAUAACAGGUGUGAUCUGAAAAGUUUUCGAAAAUAUAUCUUUACCAUAAAGCCUCGUUGGAAAUGCUUCUUACCAGAAGUCAUAAUGCUUUCCUAUUUCGAGCGAGGCCACAGGCAAACGUCCGUAUUAUGAAAGUGCUGACUUCACCCGACGUAUUGAAGGACCAUUGCCACAUCAAUAUUAUAGCUUAUAAUCUCAAACAUAACAGCUGCACUCAACCGGAUUACAUUACUAGCCAGUACAUGGUUUGUAUUCCCGUGCCAUUA